Messenger RNA from Zasmidium cellare ATCC 36951, 627 nucleotides. RefSeq lists its product as uncharacterized. Gene Ontology annotation, cellular component: endoplasmic reticulum; fungal-type vacuole. NCBI's taxonomy places the organism in Eukaryota, Fungi, Ascomycota, Dothideomycetes, Mycosphaerellales, Mycosphaerellaceae. The coding region runs from base 1 to 627 and encodes 208 amino acids. Gene Ontology annotation, biological process: protein folding; protein peptidyl-prolyl isomerization. Gene Ontology annotation, molecular function: peptidyl-prolyl cis-trans isomerase activity. The record is from RefSeq and is a predicted model, not a curated record. The transcript has 3 exons.
AUGGCUGGCAUCCAAAGAAUCGCAAUCAGCUUGCUGCUGAUUGCCACGUUCGCAUUCGUCUUCCUCGCCCAGACCGCCGAAGCGCAGAAGGGACCCAAGAUCACCAAGAAGGUCUUCUUCGACAUUACCGUGGAUGGCGAGGACCAGGGCAGGAUCGUCAUUGGUCUUUAUGGAAACACUGUGCCAAAGACCGUCGAGAACUUCCGUGCUCUCGCAACUGGUGAGAAGGGCUUCGGAUACGAGGGCUCUGGCUUCCACCGCGUGAUCAAGGAGUUCAUGAUCCAAGGCGGCGACUUCACCAAAGGCGACGGCACCGGCGGCAAAUCCAUCUACGGCGACAAGUUCGCCGACGAGAACUUCAAACUGAAGCACAGCAAAAAGGGCCUCCUCAGCAUGGCCAACGCGGGCAAAGACACCAACGGCUCGCAGUUCUUCAUCACGACCGUCAAAACCCCCUGGCUCGACAACCGCCACGUCGUCUUCGGCGAGGUCCUCGAGGGCUACGACAUCGUCGAGAAGAUCGAGAACCAGCCCAAGGACGGCCGCGACAAGCCGAACAAGGACGUCAAGAUCAAGAAGAGCGGGGAGCUGGAGGUCCCGGAUGAAGGUAUACGGGCGGAGUUGUAG